Microbotryum saponariae is the source of this 3388-nucleotide messenger RNA. The record is from the annotation of a GenBank genome assembly. Lineage: Eukaryota; Fungi; Basidiomycota; Microbotryomycetes; Microbotryales; Microbotryaceae.
AUGACGGGCCUCACCACGGACGAGUCGGCGCACCAUUUGCUGCAGAGGGAGGUCGAGACCCACCUGAGCUUUUUCAAACGAAGGUCGGUCUUCUCUGGGAAUGGUUCUUCUGCACGGCGUGGUUAUGUCGGCAAGGCAGGACAGACCGGCUGGGCAGCCACCCCGUGCCGCCUCCAAUCGUGCGACCGAGCCCGGUGACGGCAACUGAUCGUGGUCCGCGUACUCCGUACACCAGACAAGAGAUCGAGGCCAGAUAUGUUCAUGAUCUACGAGAGGUGCGUAGGCUCAGCUUGGAAUGGCCGAUAGCCCGCUCCGGGACUCGUGGUACCUCGAGUCGGAGCCUGUCGGAGCUGACCGCACACAAAGUGAUCGUCGACCACAUCCGCUUCGCGCACCGUCUCGGACACAAGCAGCUCGCGCUCAAGGAGGUCCAUACCGAUGACAAGUCAGUGUCUUCGGUCACUGUCAAGGUGACCACAGUGCUUACUUUGGUGUGGGUGCGCCUCCCUCCCUGCCUCUCUCCUCUCUCUCGCCAGGGACCGGCUCGCUGCACUGGUGCCCGAGGCCUGGCGCAGGGCCGCCCAGCUCAUACGAGACAAUACGCUGCUCGAGUCACAAACCCACGCAGCGAGCGCCGAGGGCCUGUCCAAGAUGGUUAAGAACCUCUCUGAUUUUAGGGACAACAAGGUACGUCGUUGUCGCACCUGAUUCCUCGUGUUGUUCCGUCCCCCGAGCCCAUGCGCUGGCCUAAUCAAGGCGACACGUUCGUCUGCUGCCGCCGGCGCCAAGCUCGAAUGGGGCACCGCCCCCACCUCCUCUCCCACCUCGGUCUGCGCCUCUGCCCGGCUUCGUCCCGGCGACUUCUUGACUCACGUAACCCUCGUUCUGAUGGUCAUCCACAGGAGAGAUCCCGCCGGAGGAUCCGCGAUGAACUCAAGGACAAUGCACACGCCGAUUACAAGGUCACGGUCGCUCGCCUGCGCAAAACGUACGAGCGCAAAGUCGAGGAAGUGCAAGCCCACGAAUCGGAGGAGCGCGAACGGGAGCGACACGAGCAACACCAGCUAUCCCUGACCCACAUUCCUUCGUACGAUCAUGUUCCGGCUCAGUCAGAGCACUGGGCGGCGGGGGCGGAGCCGUCGGCGUCUUCGUCGAAUGUUCAUGCGCACGGCGGACCGAAGACGAGGGAACGCGCCGACUCUUCGACCUCGAAUCGAGCAUCGCACGAGAACGUACUCGGCGAUCCUUCAUCUACAUCGCACACGGUUGUCGGAUCGCCACCAGGCCCUAGCGCUUCUCCUGUUUUCGUCUCGGGCGCAGGAUCAAGUCAUGCCGCUUCAGCCUACCGAGAUCCACCGAGCUCGAGCAAAGGCGGCAACGUGUUUGAACAAAUCACGAAACGGGACUGGAGUGGCGAGAAACAUCGUAUCAACUCGCUAGCACGUGCAGUUGGUAACUUGGCCAAGGGUAACGAUGCCGGUGGAGGCAACAAUGGUGGAUUGACGUCCAAGAGUGGCAGCGUCAGGGGUCAGAAGGCGAGGCAGAUCUCGACCAAGUUGAAGCGGGAAGCCGAGCAAGCAGGUUAGUUCGAGCAAUGAAGUGUAACUGAGCUUGAGGGGAUUAAAUCUUAUCCUCAACCAUUGUGCCUUACUCAUAGAUCGUGACUAUCGAGACGGCGUUUUCCGAUUGGAAACGCUGCGGCUGCAUCGCAUGCGUCUCCAGAUGUCGGCGCAGCAAUUCCUCAAGGAAUACGCCAUCGAAUACUCGGCCACACUGAGGGACAUUUGUACAAGUGUGCCGGCUAUUGCGAGGUUGCUGAGAUCGGGCCGAGACGGGGCCGACACUCCACCGCCUGGAGCCCUCGUCAUCGAGCCCAUCGCGGAUGGCGAGAAGUUCGCAAUGGUGCUGAGAGCUCCUGUGCCUGAUCCUCCCGUCUACUGUGAGUUGGGAUACUUGGAAGCUCUUUCAGUCAUGCAGGGAGGACUGACGUGUAAGCCCACGUGUAGACGUCAAUUACUUCGUCGGCGAAUGCCGCAGUCUGCUGUUUGGCGUAUCCCUGACGGAUUACCACUCCACAAAUCCGACUCGGCUUGUGCCACUCAUCGUGCAGAAAUGGUCCGUCACUUCCUCACAUUGUGUCCACUUGAUCUCUUGCUGAAUCUCUUCAUUCGACUCGCAGUAUCGAAGCGGUCGAUCAUUCGGGCUUGCAGAUCGAGGGCAUCUACCGCAUCUCGGGGAAGGUCGCAACCGUGCAGCAAAUCAUCCACGAGAUAGAGCGCGACGAGGAGUCGUUCGCGUUCCGGCCAAGCGAUGAUCCUGCGAUGAUCGGCGGUGUAUUGAAGCUCUACUUGCGCCAGUUGCCGUUAAGGCUCUUCCCCGUCACUGCCGCCGAGUGAGUCGUCCGGAUUAUAAGCGCUUGUUGCUGGCUGCUGAUGGACAUCUCCUUAAACAGCCGAUCAACCUACUCGGCUGAUUUUAUCAAGGAUCCCGACGCUUGCAUUCUCGCCCUCGCGCGACGGAUCCGUCGUCUCGGUCUUCCCCAUCAGGCCACGCUUAAGGCACUUUGCGAGCAUCUCGCUCGAGUCGUCAACUUUGAAUCGGUCAAUAAAAUGACGGCAUCGAAUCUAGGCACCAUAUUCGCGUACGUCACAUGCCCCUUUCACUCCAACAGCCUUCAGAGCUGAUCGUAAUCGCGCCUAAAUACAGACCUGUGGUUUUCGGAGAAGAGGAGGCGGCCACACUCGAGGCGGCCAAACGGAACGACCACAUGAUGGAUAUCCUCAUCCUCAACCACGUACGAAUAUUCGAUGGCCUGCCGGCUGAAUCGGGAAAGCCAAGAUCACGUGGUGCGAGUCUUUCUUCGGGCUCUGCGCCCCCGCCACCACCUUCGAUGCAUGCGGCGAGCGAGCAGCUUGCGCAUCUGUCUGUGAACGAGCGUCACGAAGAUGAGCACUCGAUGGAGAGGGUGAUACCGACGAGUGCAUCACAAGGUGAGUUCGGCACACUGGGGAUCGUGCGCCUUUUCGCCUUCUCCUGCCGACAUAGAGACAAUUAUCCCACAGCCAUGGAGAACGGCGGGUCCUACGAUUCUGUGUUCCGAUUAUAUCAAGAUAACACUAUCUCUUUACUACCUCACGGGCGACCGCGCAGUUCACAAGCGACUUCGUCUCCUCUUGCGCGCCAUCACUUUGAAACGGUCCAUCCCCCGAUCCUCCUUCCCACCUCGCCGACACGGAACAUCACGGCUCCUUCACCCUCGAUGGACAGUGUGGACCAGGUUGCACUCAGCUCGAGUUCGGUCAAUGACUUGUCGGCACCGAGUCCGCCCUUAUCGGCUGCGCUGGGUCGACACGUUCCUGUACCUGACGAGGACCCGCAGAGAGUCUGA